UACUAUUUAAACACAACAAUGGAUCCAUUGAAAGCUAAAGCUAAUUAUUCCAGGGUAUGCCAUUUGUUGGUAGAUAAAGCUAACAAUGCUUUGAGAAAUGCUUUGCAUGCGGUGCAUCCACCUUCCACCUUAGCUUCCGUUUUGAAUGCAAACAGAGCGACCUUGCAGAGAAUACGAUACGGUGUAAUUAAAGCCUCGCAAUGGUAUCUACUCUUUCCAACAUCUGGUACACCAGAUUCAAAAAACUUUGACAUUACCCUGUUGACUGUCCUGCUCCGAAAUAUUUGUGGAUUGUCCGCACCAGCAACCGGAUGGAAUGUGAUGCCUCCAAUCAGCGAUACUUCUAUAUCUGCAAAUAUUUUAAGAGUCAAAAUGUUUAGAAAUGAAGUCUAUAGUCAUAUUCCGACUGCUGGUUUGAACGACGUAACGUUUGAAACAUUGUGGAAAGAAAUUUCUGUUCCGUUAGUCAACUUGGGAAUUUCUCAAAAUGAUAUCGAUGAAUUAAAGGUGGCUCCUCUUAGCCCUGAAGAAGAAAGUUAUAUUGAAAGAUUAAAAGAGUGGAAAGAAAAAGAGGAUGAUUUUAUGUCAAAAUUAAACGAUGUUGAAAGUGAAGUAGUGAAGCUAAGAAAGACAGUUGAAAAUGUUCAUCUCUCGCAUGUCGAGCAACUGGCUAAAUUUGACUUUACUGGAAAGAUUCGUGACCUUUGUAGAAAAUUUCAAGAUGGCACUAGAAAGUGGUUGUUUGAUAAACUUUCAAGCUGGUUUGAGAGUGAAGAAUCCAGUGUCUUGAUCCUAACUGCAGGUCCUGGCGUUGGAAAAAGUGUUUUGUCUGCAAAGCUUUGCGAGCUUUUUAGACAACGUGGUCAACUCGCAGCUCACCAUUUCUGUGACUUUCGCAAUUCUGAUUCUAGCAAUCCUCAGAGAAUCCUCCAGUCUCUUGCCAGUCAAAUGUGUGAUAAUGCUGAAGGAUUUCGUGAUAAAUUAACUGAAAUUCUUCGUCGUGAACAUUCUCGUGACUCGCUGUCAGACGCAUUUCGUGUUCUUUUGAACGACCCCCUCCAUGCCCUUGACAGACACGACCCAAUGUUGAUCAUCGUUGAUGCUUUGGACGAGAGCAAAACUGACGAGAAAAGCGAAUUAUUGGAGUUGAUAUCUGAGAGAUUUUGUGAACUGCCAGAUUGGAUUAAGAUAUUCAUUUCAAGUCGACCAGAGCUUCAAGUACGAAAGAUCCUUGAACAUCUUCACCCGUGGGAAAUCCGUCCUGAUGACAAAGAUCACAACCACGACAUAGAGCUUUUUGUUCGUCAUAGUUUACCUAAUCUUCAUUAUUACAGAAUAAGGUUAGUUACGUCAAAGUGUGAGGGAUCGUUUUUGUUCGCUUAUUACUUAGUCAGUGAAUUGAAAGAAAAGGGCGUGGGAAUUGAACCCGACCUAAGUGAUUACAUCUCCAACGGUAUUUCGGGAUAUUACGAAAAACAGUUCAAACGUUUGAAAAUAGGCUUCCAACGUUUCAAGCAAGACACCUCAUGUCUCUUGAAGAGUUUCAUCAAUGUCGUUGCCGUUUCAAAGGAGCCCCUCCCAAUAAAAGUUCUCUUCACAUGCAUGGGUCUCUCUAAAGACGAAUUUGUAAUUCGUAAAGAGUUUCUUGACCUAAUGUCAGAGAUUCUUCCAGUUUACGAUGAGUGUCUGACUGUUUAUCAUAAGUCAUUAUGGGAUUGGCUGACAUUGAACGGUUAUGAGGAACAUGCGUUCGUUGCAGAUGUUGAAGACGGCAAUAGACGUCUCUGGCGUGCUUGUAAGCAACAAUUCUGCGAGAUUGAUGCUUUGAAGUCAGUUUUAGAAUUCCAGAUUUCACCCGAGAAAAUGUACGCUUUAGAAAAUGGCGUGAAAUAUUUGGUCGGUACAGGCGAGGUAGAGGAAUUUCAUUGGUUGGUGCAUGUUGGUAUAAAUUUUUUGAGACUAAAAUUUUUUGAUCGCCUGCACAGUUAUUUUUUCAGGCUAAUUCUUGGCACGUACUGUUCUAAACUUUCGAAAGAUAUUCAUUGGGGCAUCAUGCAACACCUUUUUUUCUCCGAAAUGGUAGAAGUUCGCUCUCUGCGUGGAAUAGUUGAGACUUGUGAAAAAGAUAGUUGUUACGCAUAUUUGCAAGCACUCGCUAAUGGACACUUUGAUUUUUCACAAGGUGCCUUCAAUUCCAAAAGUGUAGCUAGGGACAUCUUGUGUGCGACAAAUGAGUUUUGGAUAGAAUAUAUGAGAACUGAAAGCAAUUCUAAUUUAAGCAUUGUCCCCGAAGCUGUGGUUCCAGACAGUUCACUUAAAUUUGAAUUUAUUGUGUCACCGGACAAUACGAUGUUUGCUUGCAUACAUCCGCAUGAGCGAAAAGUUCGAAUGCUUAAAAUACCAGAUCUUACAACUAUCUUUGAGGCACAAAUUACUAUUAUAAGACCUCGUUGCCAAUUCUCUGCCUUUUCUCCAGCCUCUUCCUAUUGUUUAUACGAUUCAAUCCGGUUCUGCAUCAAUAUUAAAGAAAAGAAAGAGGUCCCCUUCAUCACGCAUGGCCCCGAUGAUAUCAGUUUCUGUUCAUUUUCUUCAUGUGGAAUGAAACUUGUCACAUUAGAGAAAAUGUCAAUCAAAGUGUGGGAUGUAAAAAGCAAGAAUAUAUUGAUUGAAGUUGAGAAUGUGUAUGAUGAGCGAUCUUAUUGUUUGUUUAGUAAUUGUAACUCGUACAUUCUACUUUGGAUAAGGGGUGAGGAAAGAUUUGGUUCCCCAGUCUUAGAUUACAUGAACGUCUUGAAAUCUGAAACUUUGGAAAAGAUUGAUAACACGAAUAUUCGUGUUGACCAGAAUUUGUGUAGUAAUGAUUCCUUUCAAAUGUUUUCCCCUCCUUAUUUGUUUUCCGACUCGAAUGUUAAAAUGAAAAUGAAUUGCAUCUGUUUGCCAUCUGGUGAGAAAGUUAUAAUUUCCAAUAAAUACUGUUCAAAAGUUUUUGUGUGGAAAAACAGAAAGUGUGUAGCAUUUACAAAUGAUUUGAAAAAUGAUUUAGCUUUGGUAGUGUACGAUUUCAUAAAUCAAAAGAUCGUUGACGUGUUUGAGAUUGGAUUUUUGCCUUGUGAUACUCUUGUCACUUACAUUUCGAAAUUAGAUGGGACGAGUUUUCUUUUGUCUUUAGGAUUUCCCAAAGUAUUCAGUGUUUUAUCCUUCAAAUCUCUUCUCCAAUGGCCUGAUGCUACUUUUGUUGACAAUGCCAAAAUAGAUUGCUGUGCACUCUCUCCAGACACUUUGUAUGUGGCGUGCUGUUUUCAAAAUUACCUUCUUUCAAUAAGAAGUGUCGAGAGUGGGGAAACAUUGCAAAUUGUUGCACUGAAACAACGAGCAUUAGCAUGUUGGUGGUCAGAGUUGUAUCUUUGGUUGGUCUGUGAAGGUCUGGUUGUUAAAUAUCGUUAUGAACCUAGGAAUGAAAAUAUCUUACGAAGUCAACAUGAAGAAUCUAUUGUAAAUUUCGAACGUGUCCUUGCAUUUAAAAAUGGAGUUCUUGCCAUUGACGGCGAUCGGAAACUUUCUAUUUUAAAAAUUCGUAACGAAAAACUGUGUUAUCAAGAAACGCCGUUAUGUAGGUUUACUGACCCUUCUGUUGCAAUAAGUUCUGAUGGGUGUGCUGUUAUGUUAUUGUUGGAUUCUAGAUCAGAUUAUCAAUUGUGGGAAAUAGAAUGUGGCAACAGGUGGCUGGUUCGUUCAACCGGAGAGGUGAAUCUACCUGAUAUUCUUUGGUGGUCUUUAUCUGGUACAAAAACGACUCGCAAUGCAGUGUUCUUGACAAGAGAUGCAUCGUCUAGUAUUCGUUUACUUUCUAUUACUUUUCCAAAUGGUGUGAAAAGUUUGCAUGAACUUCCUAUUGAAUACUUUGGAGGGGCUGUUUAUAGGCCGUAUUCUCGACUGGAUUUUCGUUUAGUUUUGUUCCCCCCUCACGGGGAAUACUUUUUGACAAGCAAAAUCUGUAGAUUAUUAUGUGUAAAAUUCAAAUUCACUUGUUGUAAUUUUUACAAACCUGCAGUUUUUUAG
Messenger RNA from Dendronephthya gigantea, 4059 nucleotides. RefSeq lists its product as uncharacterized. NCBI's taxonomy places the organism in Eukaryota, Metazoa, Cnidaria, Anthozoa, Malacalcyonacea, Nephtheidae. The transcript has a single exon. Bases 19 to 4059 code for a protein of 1346 amino acids. The record is from RefSeq and is a predicted model, not a curated record.